Molecule: messenger RNA, 120 nt
Organism: Fonsecaea erecta
Lineage: Eukaryota; Fungi; Ascomycota; Eurotiomycetes; Chaetothyriales; Herpotrichiellaceae
Exons: 2
Coding region: 1-120 (39 amino acids)
Source: RefSeq, a predicted model, not a curated record
AUGGUCCACACCCUGAUUGACGAGACCGAGGAGAUCCUCCUGCGCGACCUCCUCGGGGGCGCCGCCGCGACCGAGCUCGACGCCCUAGACCCGGCCUACCUGACCGACAACCUAAUCUGA